AUGUAUAUAUUUUAUUUAUUCUUAUUAAUUAACUGUGGAAAAGGUACUUUUGGUAUUUCGAAUAAAAUUUCUCAAGAGGUGGACAAUUACUUUCGUGAUGAAAACAUUCGUUCUUUCCAUGAAAAAUGGGAAGUUCACAGAGCUUCUGUGGAAAAUUCAUUAGAACUGGCAAUCAAGGAGACAUUUGGAAAAGCAGGACUUAACGUCUACAUCAAAAGCGUUGAUGAUACACACAAGGUGUCAGAUGGUUUUCUCAUCAACGACAAGGUGGUCAAUGUCCUCUUCAGAGAUAUGCAUCUGACUCAAUAUCCUUAUCUGAGGAACCCCCGAGUGUGGUUCCCCUUAGCGUCGAACGUGCUCAGAGUGCAGACGUCAGUGAGCAAGAUGUUCAUCGACUCGAGUUAUCUGCUCUUCAGAAGCUUCAACGAUGUCGUGUAUCCUUCCAAUAAGGAGGAGGAGGAGGUUAGCUCCCCUUUUGCCCGACAACAGGUGCAAACGAAAGGGCAGGCCACCAUUAUAGCGGAAUACUGCAAUUUAUUCGGAGACGCCGUAGCAACGCUUCAGGGCGAGUCAGUUAACUUGGGGUAUGAAAAUUUCGAGCUAACCAACUGCAAGUUUAGUAUUGAGAUAUCUACUCCAGGGCUUGGUUCUCCCCCUCUGAUAGUUCCCUACUUCUCAAACGAACAAGGAGUACAACUGGAACGGCUUCUCAUGACGACGUUGCGUACCGAACUGAUGGUAAAGCUCCAAGCAGCUGUGCACAGCUGUGUGAACCCCACCCUCGCUCUAGGAAGCCUCUUACCAGAGGUUCGGAAGCUGCAACGUAGAAUUUUUAGAAAUGUCAAUGAUUACGAAACUGAAGUUAUAAGAAAUUUAAAUAAAUUGACAACUGAAAAGAAUAUUGCUUCAGAAGAAUGGAGAAAUUACAGAAUAACUUGGCAGGAUAAGAUUAACCAAAAAGUAGAGUCAUAUAUUGUUAGUUUAACUAACAUGACAAUAAGCGGUUUGGAUUCCGCAUACAACGGGCAUACUGGUGGCCCAGUGAAAACUGAUGUAGUCAACAUUUAUGAAGAUUUGCGGUAUAGUGGCAUUCAGAUACGCGGAUUAGGUUUCAUACGGAUGGAUGAAUUUGAACAGAAUUUCAUGUUUUCUGGUGAAAUCCAAGAUGUAAUAUGCAAAGGAACAAUGCAAGUCGGUACUACCGACGAAAACAUUUCGGAACCCAUAAAACUAAAAACAAAUGAUUCUACAGACAAUAGUAUCGCGAUGAGCUCUUGGAGAAAUCUGAUCAUCAGUGGACCGACGUUCCCAUCCUUGGACACAUACUCAUUCAUAACUGGCGUCUUAUUGAACCGGUUACCUGUCAUCAUAAAUAAACAUUUAUCGAAAAAUUUCGAGAAUGCUAUACAAUAUACAGAAACACCAUAUGACAUUCAGCCAUCUCAACUAAAUACAGAUGAUGAUAUGGGUUCAGCCGGGGAACAAGAUCUAAGCGAGGAGAACAUUAGUUCAUCUGGGAUUGAGGCCAAGGAUUCUCCCCAAGAAAUAAUUUCAGAGAACGACAAUGCUCUUGAUCCAAGAGCAAUUAGAGAAGAUAUGAAGAGACCUGACGUGAUCGAAUGGGUACCGGCUACACCAGCGACGGCAAUGAACUACUCCCAGCGGGCGUUCGUCGCAGGAGAAGAAGACGGCAGCCCUCUCUGGUGCAUCAGGGGGUAUGCCGAGGGUGAACUUUGCACUGGAAAGCUGGCUAUCAAAAGCCAUAUAGCUUCUAUCGGGUUCAGUUACAAAGAAUAUCUUAUUGAGAUCUUUGAGAUUCUGCUUGCAAAACCAACAUCUGUAUAUUGGCUACCCGACAGCAAUGGUCGAGCGCCUUUUAAAGCAAUCCCUGCAGGAAAAACUCUCAGAGGCGUUAUCUUGUACAUAUGCAGAGUCACACACGAAGACUUUCUUAUACCUGGAAAGUUGAACCCCAAUGAUGGCUAUUGUUACAUUCCAUUCCGCCACAAAGAGCUUUCUUUCAAAAAGUACGAGGUCCUAUGUGGUAUUGCCAAUUGA
This is a messenger RNA of Chilo suppressalis (striped riceborer), 2058 nucleotides long. Lineage: Eukaryota; Metazoa; Arthropoda; Insecta; Lepidoptera; Crambidae. The record is from the annotation of a GenBank genome assembly.